AUUCAAAAUACAGACAAGCCUAGGCAUACACCGAGCGACCGACCCGACCGCCGGACAGGCAAUGCACGGUGCGCUUACCCGACCGAGAGAACCGGUGGCCCGGACAAACUGACCACCCGGGGAACGGUUGAAGAGCAUCCGCCACACCUCUACACCAAACCGUGAUUAUUGUUGUUAUUUAUUUUAUUUCGUUAUAUAUAUUUUUUAAGCCGUUCCCUUUUCCUCCAAUAAGCAUCAAGGCACCAAGCUACCUGUCAAAGCAAUCUGUUAUAGAGGUUAUCGCUGCAGAAUUGCAGAGACAACGAUGACUCUCGGGGAUGAUCUGACAACAGCCGCGGCGAAGGGGAACACGGCAGCUGUGGAGUUUCUUCUGCAGGAAGGAGCUGAAGUUAACGGGGUGAACUGUUUCGGACGAACCGCUCUGCAGGUGAUGAUGAUGGGGAGUACGCCUGUGGCUAAGGUGUUACUGACGCACGGAGCUAAUCCCAACGUGGUGGACUGCAGCACCGGGGACACCCCGCUGCACGACGCGGCCAGGACCGGUUAUCUGGACACUGUGCGGCUGUUGGUGGAAUACGGGGCUGACCCACAGGCCAGGGACAAUAAAGACUGUCGGCCUAUUGAUUUGGCCGCAAAAUACGGCCGUGAAGAUGUGGUAGCUUUCCUGGAGUCUCUGUAAAAAUAUAUCUGUGAUGCUGUGAUUUUUUGUUGUUUUGGAUCGGGGCGCAGGGUUCUGAGAACCGGGGCCUGAGGAGGCCCUGCAGCCUAAAUCACGCAGAGACUGCUCUGCUGUAAAUGCAUUUUUAUUUAUUUGUCUGUUUUUAGCUGAAUAGAUAUCUUUAUUUUUAUUUUAAACGAAAUCAGGGUGAUCCAUAGGCACAGGGUCGCUUAUAGGACAAAUAACACGAGAUAUAAGUACAGUAUUGUUAUAACGAUUCGGGCAAUUCAGUACCGAAGCUCAGAGCGACAUUAACACAAUACUUCUGUCUUAACUUCCGUUUUAUCGCAGAAAUACUCCGACAAACAUAUAAGCAAUCCAGUCUAGUCUACAGUGUACAGUUUUACUGUCGUAUUUUUACAGUAUUGUAAUUUUAAAGUAGGAUUAUGGUUCGUGUUUUGUCAUAAACCUAAUGAGAUUAUUACAUUUUGAAUAGCUUUCCAUGUAAAAUAUUUAACCAAAUAGCCUAACACAGAAGCCAUUGGAAAUGUUUUUGCACAUUUGAACAUUACUAUCUUUAACUGAUGCACUGUUCUGUAAGCAUUAUCUCUGUGCUGCACAGACAUGGAGUCCCACUUCCUGUUUGUAGUGAUAUCCUCAUCUCGGUUAUUAUAUGCACUUUAUAAUAAAAUGUCACUUCUUAAGAUUAAGUUGAAGUGUAUGAAGGAAGGAAGUAGGUUAUAAGCAAAAAAUAAUCUCGUUAUGCUUCACAAAAUGUCUGCAGACUGAUUUGCUGUUAGGUACCGGAGAAUUAAAAAAGAAAAACAGAAUCAA
Messenger RNA from Lates calcarifer (barramundi perch), 1492 nucleotides. It is a transcript of the gene cdkn2, whose product is annotated as cyclin-dependent kinase inhibitor 2A/B (p15, inhibits CDK4). Gene Ontology annotation, cellular component: nucleus. The coding region runs from base 305 to 679 and encodes 124 amino acids. Gene Ontology annotation, molecular function: cyclin-dependent protein serine/threonine kinase inhibitor activity; protein kinase binding. The transcript has 2 exons. Gene Ontology annotation, biological process: regulation of cyclin-dependent protein serine/threonine kinase activity; negative regulation of cell population proliferation. NCBI's taxonomy places the organism in Eukaryota, Metazoa, Chordata, Actinopteri, Centropomidae. The record is from RefSeq and is a predicted model, not a curated record.